Dermacentor albipictus is the source of this 2219-nucleotide messenger RNA. RefSeq names its product high-affinity choline transporter 1-like. Lineage: Eukaryota; Metazoa; Arthropoda; Arachnida; Ixodida; Ixodidae. Gene Ontology annotation, biological process: acetylcholine biosynthetic process; choline transport; transmembrane transport. Gene Ontology annotation, molecular function: choline:sodium symporter activity. The record is from RefSeq and is a predicted model, not a curated record. Gene Ontology annotation, cellular component: plasma membrane.
UCCCCGAGCGGUGCGCCAUGGCCGUGAGUCUCGUGGGUGCGCUGACCAUCAUCCUAUACUACAUCGCCGUCGUCACCGUUGGGGUCUGGGCCGGUCGCAAGGUCCUGCGUUCUGAGAGCCCGCUCAGCCAGAGUGUGAAGGAAGGGUCGCCAGGCAGCAGGCCAUUCAAGUCAUCCACGAUGUUCCGAACGCCCAUCGACAACGACAACGGGUACCUGCUGCGCCUGUUUCUCGCCAACAGGAGCGUGCCGCUGACGUUGAGCUUCCUCUCCAUGACAGCAACUUGGGUAGGAGGAGGCUACCUCAACGGGACCGCCGAGGCCGUGUUCAAUUACGGCAUCGUAUGGUGUCACGCUCCGAUCGGCUACGCACUCAGCCUCGUAAUAGGCGGCCGGUUCUUCGCGGGCAAGAUGCGCGUGACGAAGGCGCUCACAAUGUUCGACCCGUUCCAGCAGCACUACGGCCGCUGGAUCGCCGUCCCCCUCUGCCUACCCGCCCUCUGCGGAGAAGUAUUUUGGACGGCCGCCAUUCUGGCCGCAUUGGGCGACACGGUGGCGGCGAUAACGCGCGUCGACUCUUCGUCCGUCAUCAUGUUGUCCUCCGCCAUCAUCCUCUUCUACACAUCGCUGGGAGGCCUGUACUCGGUGAUCUACACGGAUGCAUUCCAGGUGGUGAGCACCGUCUUCGGUCUGUGGGUGAGCGUGUUCUUCGUCUUGGGAAGCAACACCGUGGGGACUAUCGGCCCGCCGCACAGCGAGUGGCUCGGUUCGAUUGACACGACAGAUGUGAGCCAGAUUGUCGACCAGCUCUUGAUGGUCGUCUUCGGCGGCAUCCCUUGGCAGGUGUACUUCCAACGCGUGCUCUGCAGCGAGACCGUGUUCACCGCCAAGAUGCUCUCGUACCUGGCGGCGGCAGGCUGCUGCUUCCUGGCCAUCCCGCCGAUCAUCAUCGGGGCUCUGGCCAAGAGUUGCAAUUUCACGGCGGCGGGCUACCAGGGCCCGUUCAACCUGGCGGAGGAAGAGCGCCCCAAGGUGCUGCCUCAUGCGCUGCACCACAUGACGCCCAGCUUCGUGGCCGUGCUGGGCCAGCUCGCCAUCACGGCCGCCGUCAUGUCAUCCGUCGACUCGUCGAUGCUCAGCGCCUCGCAGCUCAUCACGAGAAACAUCUACCACGUCAUUCUGAGGCCCUCGGCCACGGACCUGGAAAUGUGCGUGGUGCUUCGCUGCAUGAUCUGCUUGGUAGGCGUGGUGGCAACGUCCAUGGCCCUCAGGGUGAGCUCGGUACUCUCCCUGUGGACGCUAUCGUCGGAUCUGGUUUACGUGCUGCUCUUCCCGCAGUUUGUCGCCUUAUUCUUUCUGCGUCACAGGGUCAACGCCUAUGGAUCGGCCCUCGGCUUCUUCGCCGGCCUCGUGCUGCGGUUCCUGUGCGGCGAGCCGGCGUUCGGCCUGCCGGCGCUCCUGCAGCUGCCCCUGUACGACAGCGAGCGCGGCCAGCAGUUCCCGUUCCGCACGCUCUGCAUGAUGCUCAGCCUGAGCGGCCAGCUGCUGGGAUCGGCGGCGACCGCGGCCUUCUUCCGGGUCGGCCAUUUCCGCGACUACUGGCACUGCUUCGAAGGGGUCGCGGGGCAGUCGACAGACGCGGGUGCCGCCGCCGCCGCCCCCGUGCCCUCCUGCACGUCUUUCGUUCCUUUGUUGAAGCCCGACGAUCCUCCCGAUGACCGGCACCACGAGGCAGCCGGCGCCGCUCCGCACAAUAAAGCGCAUCAACAGCAACAUCACCAUCUUCCCCACCACGAACCCCCAGAAGCGGCGGCUGUUGGAACGGCGGCGGCUGCUGGCUCGGCGCCGGCUUCUGGCACAGCGAUGACAACCGGCGCUAGUGAAUCCGACGGCGGGGAAGAAAAAGCGCGCCGGCGAUCCUCCUCCAAGCCGUCCGAGGCUGGCUCGCCGCCCAAAAAGGCCAAGCGCAGGCGGACGAGCGGCGGCGCCGAUAGCAAGCCCCAGGGACCUCAGGGGUCCCACGGGUCUCAUAAGCGAAAGAAGUGAUCGUGUUCGCGGGGGGUGCUUCCUCGGCCGGCGCCACGUUAGAACUCGCCGCCAUAUUGUGCACUCGAGUUUCUAUUUUUAUUCUUCUUAUAUAUUCCCCACGUGCACUUUUUUUUUUCAUCAAUAAUGAGCGUGAAUUUGUACCGCGAAAUACAAAAGUUGCGUUUCGUCUUA